Corylus avellana is the source of this 1773-nucleotide messenger RNA. The record is from RefSeq and is a predicted model, not a curated record. NCBI's taxonomy places the organism in Eukaryota, Viridiplantae, Streptophyta, Magnoliopsida, Fagales, Betulaceae.
UUAUUUUAUCGUCCUAUCUUCAACCCUCCAACUACAUCAUUAGAAAAACCCCUUCAACUACAUCAAAUCUCCAUAUAGGAAAAAGAAAAAAAGAAAAAUUGGUUACAAUAAUUCAAAAAGCUCUUGCAGAUCUACCAACCUGCACCAACAGCUACGUUAGUGGCUUUCAUGUCUACAUCAUGCUAACUUCUUUGCUUCAUCUCUAAAAAAAAUUAAACAAUCAGAAGAAAACCACAAACAAUCAUUGCUAUUUACUCUCCUCCCUUCCGUUUCAAGUCUUCCAAUGUCAUCUGUUCAUGGCUCCAUCAUCAAAAAAAGAUUGUUGAAUCACAACCUUAAAUUCCUUAUCACCUUACACGAAUAUAAUUUCAGGUACUGAUAUUUUCAUCUACCUCUCAUGUUUUCUCCCAUAAAAACAGAACCAAACAGAUCCCCUGUCUCCUCCUCUUCAUCAAGCUCCCCUGUUUUUUUCCCUUCAUCAUAUACCUAAAACUUGAACCCCAUUAUAUAUUCUCUGUGUCUGUCUUUCUUUUUCCCCAAAACAAAAUUGAAGGCCAUCAAGAACAAUGAAGCCCAAAACCCAAUUCUCCAUCAACCUCAAGCUCAUCCUCCUCUGCUCUUUCUUUCUCAUCCUCCUCCUCCUCCUAGUAAGAUCAAGCUUUUCAUCUUACCAGGCACCCAUCUCAGAAACCCACCUGUCAAACUCAACAGAACCCAUUCAAGAGCCACAAUCAACAACACCAGAAUGCUCAUCCCUCCUCUUGAAACCAACAUGCACCAAAACCCCACCUUCCCUAGCCAACGCCCUCAUCCACUACGUCACAACCAACAUCACCCCACAACAGACCCUCAAAGAAAUCUCAGUGUCAGCAAGAAUUCUAGCAAAGAAAUCGCCGUGCAACUUCCUAGUCUUUGGCCUCGGCCACGACAGCCUCAUGUGGACCUCCCUCAACCACGGCGGCCGUACAGUUUUCCUCGAAGAAGACAAGGCCUGGAUCGAGCAAAUCCUGGAACGUUUACCCACAUUAGAGUCCUACCAUGUUUCAUACGACACCAAAGUUCACCAGGCCGACGAGCUGAUGAAGAUUGGAAUGGGAGAAGACUGCAAAUUUGUGAGCGAUCCCAGAUUCUCAAAAUGCCAGCUUUCCCUCAAGGGAUUUCCCAGUGAAGUCUACGACAUUGAAUGGGACUUGAUUAUGGUGGAUGCGCCAACUGGGUAUCACGAUGAUGCGCCGGGGAGGAUGACUGCCAUAUACACAGCCGGGCUGAUGGCGAGGAACAGAGAGGAAGGCGAGACGGAUGUGUUUGUUCAUGAUGUUGAUAGAGUUGUGGAGGACAAAUUCUCCAAGGCGUUUCUCUGUGAAGGGUAUCUGAGGGAACAAGAGGGGAGGAUAAGGCAUUUCAAUAUUCCAAGCCAUAGGACUCGCCAGGGGAGACCCUUCUGCCCGUAGAGCUCUCUCUCUGCGUACCCUUUAAAUGUUCUUAUAUAAAUUCAUGGCUUCUCAUAAGAUAUUUUACUUGAGGGAAUUGGAGCUGUGGGAUUGUCGUUUUAUAUAUGAUGUAUAUUUUCAGUUGUCGCUGAUUUUUCCGCUGGAUGAUUUAUAUAUUAUUGAGAUUUUUAGGUGGUGGGUUUAUUUUUCUAGAACUUUGGAGGAGACCAGAGGCGUUACCGAGUCAAUCAAUGCAGGUGACUCUCUUUGAUCCUUUUCCACUACCAUUCUGUGUGAGAAAUAGGUUUUGAGCCCAAGUGAGUAAUCUAAUUAUGCAUUUAUU